Molecule: messenger RNA, 909 nt
Organism: Odobenus rosmarus divergens (Pacific walrus)
Lineage: Eukaryota; Metazoa; Chordata; Mammalia; Carnivora; Odobenidae
Product: very long-chain specific acyl-CoA dehydrogenase, mitochondrial-like
Exons: 2
Coding region: 1-834 (277 amino acids)
Source: RefSeq, a predicted model, not a curated record
AUGGCAAGUCAAGAGCAUGAAUCAAAACAGCUUGAACCCAUGUCUGAAAAGUAUGGCUUUUGGGAGAUGCGGCUUUCUAUAUCAUUUUGCAUAUUCAGAGGCAAAGCUGGGACAAUGACCAUGUGUAAAAGUCCCUGGGCCAGAGAAACUGGGAGGAGUGUUUGCAUCCAGAUCAUGGGCGGCAUGGGCUUCAUGAAGGAGCCUGGGGGAGAGUGCGUUCUCCGAGACCUUCGCAUUUUCCGGAUCUUUGAGGGGACCGAUGACAUUCUCCAGCUGUUUGUGGCUCUUCAGGGCUGUAUGGAUAAAGGCAAGGAAAUUUCUAGAAUUGGCAAUGCUCUAAAGAAUCCCUUUGGUAAAGCCAGCAUCCUGCUAGGAGAGGCAGGCAAACAGCUGAGGAGGCGGGCAGGGCUGGGCAGUGGCCUGAGUCUCAGUGCUGUCAUCCCCCCGGAGCUGAAUCGGAGCGGAGAGCUGACAGUGGAGGCUCUGGAGCAGCUCGCCGCUGUGGUGGAGGCCAAGCUAAUAAAACACAAGAAGGGGAUCGUCAAUGAACAGUUCGUGCUGCAGCGCCUGGCAGACAGUGCCACUGACCUCUACGCCAUGGUGGUAGUUCUGUCCAGGGCCUCAAGAUCCCUGAGCGAGGGCCACCCUACAGCCCAGCACGAGAAGAUGCUGUGUGACAGCUGGUGUAUCGAGGCGGCAGCCCGGGUGCGGGAGAACAUGGCCACUCUGCAGUCUGACCCACAGCAACAGGAGCUGUUCCGUAACUUCAAGAGCAUCUCCAAGGCCUUGGUGGAACGAGGUGGCAUGGUCACCAGCAACCCCCUGGGCUUCUGACCGCUCCCCACCGCCAGGGCCUGGCCUGGCACGUGCCUUCUUGAGCCCAGCGCCCCCCACAGGCCCUGAUUCUUC